Messenger RNA from Gadus macrocephalus (Pacific cod), 2219 nucleotides. Its product is annotated as leucine-rich repeat neuronal protein 4. Bases 916 to 1662 code for a protein of 248 amino acids. Lineage: Eukaryota; Metazoa; Chordata; Actinopteri; Gadiformes; Gadidae. The transcript has 2 exons. Gene Ontology annotation, molecular function: protein binding. The record is from RefSeq and is a predicted model, not a curated record.
CACACACACACACACACACACACACACACACACACACAUACACACACCAUCUCCAAGUCAUCUCCACACCCGUGGAGAUGACUUUGAAGACAAGUUUAAUCAAGUUGUGUUCUUCUCCUCUGAGGUUCUACCCUUUCCUGAACUUUCCUGAACUCGUCUGUUCUGUGUGCUGUGGAUUAUGUAUCUAGCCCAGCAGCCAGCCAGGAGUCAAUAUCAUUCUGAAUGAGAUACUUUUAUUAUGAAUCAACACCUAGACUUAGACACACGCUCACCCACACACAAACACACACACACACACACACACACACACACACACACACACACACACACACACACACACACACACACACACACACACACACACACGCGCGCACCUACGCAAACACACUUAUUAGCAGGGACUGCGUUGCGGUACACAUGCCAGAGGAAUGUACUGGGGUCAUGGGCGGAUGGUGAUGAGCAUACAUACACUAUGGAAUACACACACACACACACACACACACACACACACACACACACACACACACACACACACACACACACACACCCUCCCCCACCUCUAUCACACUCACACACGCACAAACCCACAAACAAAUUCACAGUGAAAAACUAUAGGACUGAAUGGGAGGUGGAGCUGGAUGUGAGGGACAGUGAGUGAGAGAGCGCGACAGAGUUAGGGAGAGAGAGAGAGAGAGAGAGAGAGAGAGAGAGAGAGAGAGAGAGAUGGAGAGAGAGGGAUAGGGGGAGGUGCAUUGGGACUCAAGGUUUCUGGGGAUACAGAAAACACUUAAAGACCGAAAGCCAGAGAGUAAGAGAAAGAUAGAGGGAGCAAGUGGAAUUGUAAUACCCAGGACCACAAGAUAAUGAGCUAAGAUUCCCAGGGAGAUUACACACUACAGCAUCCAGAGAGCCAAGAUGAUAACCGUCAGGGACUCGGUGCGUCCCGUGUGGUUCCUUCUCCUCGCUUUCCUCGCCCUCCUUGGCAGCUGGCCUUGUGUCGCCAUACCAACCCAGGAGUCGGGGACAAACAACAUGCUGUCUGAGCUCCUGGUAUCGUACGACUACUACAAUAACUUCGAUGACCCCACCUUAGAGACCAAGCCCGGUCCCAAGAACGAAAGCUCCAAGCAGCCCUGUGACUACGACGUUUGCCUCGAACAGAAGGAGCCGUGUUCGGCCCGCAAAGACUGCCUAUGUCCGGGCAUCACCUUGGAGGACGUGGCCCCGGAGGCCCCUACCGUGACGUCGUUGACCCCGGGGGGCUCCGAAGGGGUGACGGUCCGCUGGUGUGCGCCGUACUCCCUGGUCACCACUUACACCAUCAAGGGGGCGGAGCAGGAGCCCGUCAGGGUCGGCAGCCACCUUCGGAGCAGCAAACUGAAGGGACUGAACGACGGAGACAAAGUCUGCGUUCUUGCGGAAAACGCGGCGGGCGAGGGCCCAGAGUCCUGUAUUUUGUACCAGGCGGAGAAGGACAACGCUUCUCUGACCGCAGGCCUCAUCGGCGGAGCUCUGGGGCUGGGCCUGCUGGCGGUGCUGGCGGUCCUGCUGUGGAAAUACACCCAGAGACGGAAGUCAGGGGCACGGCUCUCAACACAGGACAGGGAUGACUCACACCAAGGCCUAUCAGACAGCAACAGAGUGAGCCUGGAUGUUCUCUGAGGAGAGGACAUGCUGGUUCCUGCUGUCUUUCGUGUGGUUACGGUUCGUACAAAGUUAUGUCGAAAAACAAAAGUGGACUUCUUCUCUCGGUUUAGCCACUUCAACUGAAGUGACAGCAAUGGAUUGUGUCACAGUGUGGAGGGGCAUUUGAGUCACACAGCAGAAUCAUCCUGACAAGGAAGUUUACGAAACGCAGGUGCGCACCGAUUUAACAUUUAAGAGGGUAAACAUCAGAAAUGAAAAUAAUGGUAUUAUCAUUCUACCAAUUUGCAGUUUUAUAACCAUUAAGGUGUUUAUUUAAAUAAUAAAAAAUCUUAAAUCUUAUUUAAAUAACUUAAUAACCUUCCUUUUUUUACAUUUAUAUUUAAUAAGAAGGACUUAAGUGUAUAUAAAAAGGUAUUUUUCAUAUUGUUUUCUAAACAUAAUCGAUUAUUUAACAUUUCCAUUUUUUUGUGUAUGUAUAGGAAUUUAGCUUGGCUCUUUCUUCUCUUUUUCUAAUUGUGUGAUGACUGAAAGGUUGGCUAUUCUGCCUAUGAAAUAAAUCAAAUGCUUUGUCA